Messenger RNA from Mercurialis annua (annual mercury), 657 nucleotides. RefSeq lists its product as uncharacterized. Lineage: Eukaryota; Viridiplantae; Streptophyta; Magnoliopsida; Malpighiales; Euphorbiaceae. The coding region runs from base 1 to 657 and encodes 218 amino acids. The transcript is spliced from 3 exons. The record is from RefSeq and is a predicted model, not a curated record.
AUGACUUUUAAUGCAUCUUUUCCUGCGCAUUUGUCAUCAUCUGUCUCAUCUGUCCCACUUCUCACGGGAAUCAACUUAUCAGAAUGGAAAGAAAAAGUUGAAUUCACCUUGGGAGUACUUGAUCUGGAUUUGGCUCUUCAAAUUGAAGAGCCAGCUCCUCUUACAGAAACAAGUAAUGAUGAACAAAAAGCUCUCCAUAAAGCUUGGGAGAAGUCUAACAGAUUGAGCCUUAUGUUUUUACGUAUGACAAUUGCUAGCAACAUCAAAACUUCCCUACCUAAACCGGUAAAUGCUAAGGAUUAUUUACAAGUAAUAGAAGAUCGGUUUAAGACUGCAGACAAACCCCUUGCGGGGAAACUUAUGGCAGAUCUUACAACCAUGAAGUUUGAUGGCACACUCUCAAUGCAUGAUCAUGUCAUUGAGAUGACAAACCUUGCGGCAAAGCUAAAGAAUUUAGGAAUGAUGGUGGACGAUUCUUUUCUCGUUCAGUUUAUCCUAAAUUCUUUGCCUUCUCAGUAUGGACCUUUCCAAAUUCAUUACAACGCCAUUAAGGAUAAAUGGACGGUGAAUGAGUUGGCUAAUAAAUUGGUUCAAGAAGAGGGCAGGCUAAACCAACAAGGCAUAACUCAAGCCAUAAAAGAGCACCACCCAAAAUGA